GGCCUGUGUCAUGUAUUACUUUUCUCUAUGGCCUGUGUUCGGUAGUGUUUGUUUACCAUUGGGUGAUCUGUUCAUCGUAUUUUUAAUUCAAAAAGUGAAAUUAAUAAACGAUGGCCGUCUUUGUAACUAAAGCAAUGUUAGCUAAAUUUAAUAAUAAAAUUGAAAUCCCGUACAUGCCGGUAAAAGAGGAUGAAACGUAUGGAACAGAUAGUCAUUGGCAAAACAUUCCAAUGGAUAGCGACUCUUUGUCUAAGGGGUCAAUUUGCAGAGUAUGUGGUAGAGAAGGACAUAGACUGUUGAGUGAAAAGAUCAAUGGUUAUGAUGUUAUGAGUGCUAUCUGCAGCAUCACAAAUGUUACAAUAAGUCUUGAUGAUUCUCUACCUAAAUAUAUCUGUUAUGAUUGCCUGGAAGCAUUAAAAAUUGCAAUGAAUUUUAAGAUGACAUGUGAGGUAUCUGAUAGGAAGUUCAGAAGAAUUUUAAAUCCAAUGGGUGAUCCUGCUUUCCAUUCAUAUCCAUACUCUAAGCAUGACUUCCAGAUGAUUUUGCAUCAUAUGAAAUUAAAACAAAUGAGAGUUGAAGAGGGAAAAGAAAGAUUGCGUCAGAAAAAGAUGGAAAGAAUAGAACAGAAGAAAGCUCCUAAAGUCAAGGAAUUCAACUGUUCUCCAUGUGAUAUGACUUUUCCAAAUAAGGAAAAGUUGAUGGCACAUCGUCGAGAGCGCCAAUGUAUGCGUCGGGCUUGUGACAUUUGCGGGCAGUUAGUACUGAGCAUUGGUCAGCACAAGAGACACAUACAUAAGCAGAAUGUGCCCCACAAGUGCCCCACCUGUGGAAAAGAAUUUCCCAUCAUUGCCCGCUUGAAGAACCACAUGCUGAUACAUACUAACACGUUCAACUUCUUCUGCGACCUCUGCCCUUACAAAUGCAAGCAUAAGUACUAUCUGGUGAUGCAUAUGCGCACGCACACGGGAGAGAAGCCGUACAAGUGUGACCAGUGCACGGCUACAUUUGUCAAUCCUUCCAAUCUUAAUAAGCACAAGUUGACACAUCAAGAGAAACAGUUCAAGUGCGGAAUGUGUGAGAAAGCUUUUCGAACGAACACAGCGUUGCGGGAACACCACGGAGCCGCACAUAUGAACAUAAAGCACGCUUGUAAUUACUGCGGCCGGGACUUCUGCUACAAAUCGGACCUUCGUAAACAUGAAAUACGCAACCACAAUCGUAUCAAACGCAACUAUGUCGGCGGCGAACCGACCUACAAGCAAGUGGAGCGUCUGCAGAAAAUGCAAGAUGGCAACACCAUCGAUAAGUGGCGUACCGAAGAGAUCAUAUUGCAGCAGCCGCAGAUAGUGCAGACCACCACUUACAUUGAUCAGAGUAAAGAGUUCCUGCCCGCCAACCACUCGAUGUACUUCUCUGACGUCACCGGCAUGAUACAGCAGCCACAAAUGAUUCAACAACACACAGUUCAGAUUACUCUCCCGGAUCUGGAAAUGAAGAAGGACGAGGUAAAAAUUUAUGAAACGCAACAAGGAAUUGGAUAUUUCUAAUCGAUUUAUUAGAGUAGAAUAAGCUUAACCUUAUAUAAAAUAUUAAUAAUUUACUUUUUAAACAAUGUAUUUUAUAAUAGUGAAUAGAGUACAGUGCA
Chilo suppressalis (striped riceborer) is the source of this 1645-nucleotide messenger RNA. NCBI's taxonomy places the organism in Eukaryota, Metazoa, Arthropoda, Insecta, Lepidoptera, Crambidae. The record is from the annotation of a GenBank genome assembly.